CUCUUAUAAAUGUGAAUCUAAACACAAACCCCUAAAUUAUAAAAAAAAUAAUAAUAAUAUAAAUCACAAGUAAAGUAUAUCCCGCCCGUAGGGCGGGCCGACCCUAGUAGCAUAUAUUAAAAUAAAAAUUUGAUAAAAUAAGAAUCUAGUUAGUUGUUAAAUUUAGAUGGUAGUGUCUCGUAAAAUCGUAGUAAAAACUUGUCGUUGUCCCUGCCACGUACUCACUGUCUCCAUCUCUGUUCUCAGAAACACAUCACAUGAUGACUUCAGCCAAUCUCUGUCUUCACUCAACACUCCACCACCAACUCUGUUCAAGUCUUUCUUCAAGACCCGACCACUCAUUUUAGGAUCCGACCCGGUUUUCACCUGUUGUUUUUCCUCUCCCUCUCUCUCUGACCAUAUGAAGCGGGGAAAGAAGAACUCGGAUGCGGGUGAACCAGUGAUCAACUCGGACACUCGAACCGGGUCUAGCCAAGUGGAUGCAAUGAAACCAAGUUUGAGCUCGAUGAAAUCGAUGGGUCUACUUCUUGCGGUUCUUAUGGUUGCUUCCGUUAUGUUUUCUCUGUCGGUUGUACUCAGAGACCCACCUUCUGAUGAUGUUGUGGACACUGAUGUAGCUUCUAGGGUUCUUCAGCUCAGAUUCCACCAAGGCAAUGUUUCAGCCAAUGAUACAAACAGUGGGUUAAGUGAGAAGAAGGAUCAUCUUGUCCAUGGUUUCGAUAAAGAAUCAUGCUUGAGCAGGUAUGAGGCGAGUUUAUAUAGAAAGGAAUCGCCUUUUAAGCAGUCUUCUUACCUGGAUUCUAGAUUCAAAAGAUACCAAGAUCUUCAUAGAAAGUGUGGACCAUUUACUAGUUCCUAUAACUCAACUCUAGACAAACUCAAGUUGAAAGAUCAGUCUGAUGGUGGAGUCUCUGGUUGUAGUUAUGUGAUAUGGUUGAACUCUGGUGGUGAGCUUGGAAGUAGGAUGCUCAGUCUAGCUUCUGCUUUUCUAUAUGCUCUUUUAACGAACCGAGUCUUACUUGUGGAGCCAGGAGCUGAGAUGGCUGAUCUUUUCUGCGAGCCGUUUCCAAACACUUCUUGGUUUUUACCUUCAGAAAUUCCACUCAAAACCCAGCUCAAUGAACAGUCUCUUCUUCGCCAUUUUGUUCUAGAUUCCAGUGACCAGCAAAGGCUUUUCUUUCGUGAGGAAACUCAAGCUUUGUUGAAUGAAACACCUUGGUUGAUCAUGAAAGCAGAUAGUUAUUUUGUCCCAUCACUCUUCUCCUUCUCUUCAUUUGAGCAGGAACUUGAGAAGCUCUUCCCGGUUAAAGAAACGGUUUUUUACUUCUUGGGUAAUCAUCUCUUUCACCCAACUAAUGUUGUCUGGGGACUCAUCACUCGAUACUAUGGCGCUUAUCUUGCUGGAGCUGAUCAAAGAAUAGGAAUCCGUAUUGAGGUCUCUGAUACUAGCAAUGAUCAGUUUCAGCAUUUGGUAGAACAGAUUCUAGCUUGUGGAGUUAGACAUGAGCUGCUUCCUGAAGUAGACAAAAAGAGACACCUCCCUUCAAGCCAAGUUGUAAAAAGAAAGUCAAAGGCAGUGUUCGUCUCAUCUUCUUCUCCAGGGAUCUUUGAGAGUAUCAGAGACGUUUAUUGGGAAAAUCCCACAGUGACGGGAGAGAUAGUCAGUGUACACAGGCCUAGCCACAAGGAAUACCAAAACACCCAGAGGAACAUGGAGAGCAGGAGAGCUUGGACUGAGAUUUACCUUCUAAGUUGUUCUGAUGUGCUGAUGGUCACAAGCCCCUGGUCUUCACUCGUGGACGUGGCUCAUGGCCUUGGAGGGUUGAAGCCAUGGGUAUUGAACGAGACUGAUCAUGACUCUUUCUGUACGAGAGCAAGGUCAAUGGAGCCCUGUUCCCAAACGCCACGGUCCCAUGGCUGUAAGUCUGUAACGAUUAAGAGAUGAGUAAUCUUUUUUAACUGAGCUAGGUGUUGUGAGGUCAAGAGUCUUUGAGUUUCCCAAUAGACACGUACGGAAUGUUAAGAACUAACUAAAUGUAUGAAUGCAUAACUUGAUCAAGUUCUAUAUUUUUCCAACAUAUCUGUAGGUGUGUGUUAUUAUUCAUGUCUACAAUAAUAUACUGUAUACAUUCG
This is a messenger RNA of Eruca vesicaria subsp. sativa (arugula), 2133 nucleotides long. Lineage: Eukaryota; Viridiplantae; Streptophyta; Magnoliopsida; Brassicales; Brassicaceae. The record is from the annotation of a GenBank genome assembly.